GUUUUCCGUCCGCUUCGAGUCGCCGAGGUCCCGAUUAAUGCGCGUCAAGGAGCUCAAAGUUAUGUUACUUUGAAUUUUACCCUGCCAGACACGCGUACGGGUGUGCAAAGUGAAUUUACAAGAGCCGAGCCGUUCGAGGCGGCGGUGCUGACCACUUUCAAGAGUAACCCGAGAGCAGCUCGCUGCUAAGCUAACAUUAGCCUCCGGUCUGCGGUUCGUUGAAGGGCUCUCUGAGCUAACGAAGCCAUGGGGAACCGGGGCAUGGAAGACCUGAUUCCCCUCAUCAACAAGCUGCAAGACGCCUUCAGUUCAAUUGGCCAGAGUGUCAAUUUAGACCUUCCCCAGAUAGCUGUGGUGGGCGGACAGAGCGCAGGGAAAAGCUCCGUCCUGGAAAAUUUUGUCGGCAGGGACUUUCUUCCUCGCGGAUCAGGCAUUGUUACCCGCAGACCUCUCAUUUUGCAGCUGGUCAAUAAUAAAGCAGAAUAUGCUGAAUUCCUGCACUGCAAAGGAAAGAAGUUUGUGGAUUUUGAUGAAGUACGAGCAGAAAUUGAGGCAGAAACGGACAGGAUCACAGGGUCCAAUAAAGGCAUUUCUCCCGUCCCUAUUAACCUGAGGGUCUACUCUCCAAAUGUCUUGAACCUGACCCUGAUCGACCUCCCGGGUAUGACUAAGGUCGCCGUUGGAGAUCAGCCGCCAGACAUCGAGCACCAAAUCAGAGACAUGCUGAUGCAGUUCAUCACCAAGGAGAGCUGUCUGAUCCUGGCAGUCACCCCCGCUAACAUGGAUCUGGCUAACUCCGAUGCUUUGAAGAUAUCCAAAGAGGUGGACCCACAAGGUCUUCGUACAAUCGGUGUCAUAACGAAACUGGACCUCAUGGACGAAGGCACAGACGCAAAGGAUAUCCUGGAAAAUAAACUGCUUCCACUGAGGAGGGGUUACAUUGGCGUGGUGAACCGGAGUCAAAAAGACAUCGAUGGGAAAAAAGACAUCCGUGCUGCUUUAGCUGCAGAGAGAAAGUUCUUCCUGUCCCACCCUAGCUAUCGGCACAUGGCAGACCGUAUGGGCACCCCGCAUUUGCAAAAGGCUCUCAAUCAGCAACUGACCAAUCACAUCAGGGACACGCUGCCAGGGCUGCGCAGUAAGCUGCAGAGUCAGCUUCUCUCUCUGGAGAAGGAGGUGGAAGAGUACAAGAAUUUCCGUCCUGAUGAUCCGACUCGCAAGACAAAGGCAUUGUUGCAGAUGGUUCAGCAGUUCGGCGUUGACUUUGAAAAAUGCAUCGAGGGAUCUGGGGACCAGGUGGACACCAACGAGCUCUCAGGUGGUGCCAGGAUCAACCGACUCUUCCAUGAGCGCUUCCCUUUCGAGCUCGUCAAGCUUGUGUUUGAUGAGAAAGAACUGAGGAGGGAAAUCAGUCACGCAAUCAAAAAUGUCCAUGGUGUCAGAACGGGGCUCUUCACCCCUGACCUGGCUUUCGAGACGAUUGUCAAAAAGCAGAUCCGCAAACUCAAAGAGCCCAGCCUCAAAUGUGUGGAUCUUGUGGUGACUGAAGUCACUGCUCUCAUCAUGAAGUGUGCCAAUAAGCUCAACUCCUACCCAAGACUGAGAGAGGAAACCGAGAGGAUUGUCACCACCCACGUAAGAGAGCGAGAAGGGAAGACCAAGGAUCAGGUCCUGCUGCUGAUUGAUAUUGAGCUGUCCUACAUCAACACCAACCAUGAAGACUUUAUAGGCUUUGCUAAUCUUGACUACAGAAGGCUGGAUGAUGGUAGCUCCCCAGGGUACGGCAACAACAGUGCUCAGCAGAGGAACAUUGCUACAAACAAGAAGCGGGCAGUACCCAACCAGGGUGAGAUUCUGGUAAUCAGGAAAGGCUGGCUAACCCUCAACAUCAGCAUCAUGAAAGGAGGCUCCAAGGAGUACUGGUUCGUUCUGACAGCUGAGUCUCUGUCCUGGUACAAAGAUGAGGAGGAAAAAGAAAAAAAGUACAUGUUGCCUCUGGACAACCUGAAGCUCAGAGAUGUGGAGAAAGGCUUUAUGUCUACAAAGCAUAUCUUCGCUAUCUUCAACACUGAACAGAGAAACGUCUACAAGGAUAAUCGACAAAUAGAGCUGGCAUGUGAUUCUCAAGAAGAUGUAGACAGCUGGAAAGCAUCCUUCCUCAGGGCUGGAGUUUAUCCAGAAAAAGACCAGGUGGAGAAUGAAGAGUCUGCACCUACAGACACAUUCUCCAUGGAUCCUCAGUUGGAGCGGCAGGUGGAGACCAUCCGUAACUUGGUGGACUCGUACAUUGGCAUCAUCAACAAAUCCAUCAGAGACCUUGUGCCCAAAACCAUCAUGCACCUCAUGAUUAACAAUGCAAAGGAUUUCAUCCACUCGGAGCUGCUGGCUUAUCUCUAUUCAUCCGGGGACCAGAACAGCCUGAUGGAGGAGUCUGCUGACCAGGCCCAGCGUAGGGACGAAAUGUUGCGCAUGUAUCAUGCACUUAAGGAAGCACUGCACAUCAUUGGCGACAUCACCACCAACACCAUCUCCACGCCGGUUCCACCACCUGUAAACGAUAACUGGCUCCAGGAAUCCAGCCCAACCCCUCAGCGAAGACCACCUCCUGCUUCGACCCAGCCCCCCAGCCGUCCGCCUGCUGUUCGGGGCUCAACACCAGGACCACCUCAGAACCCUUCCCCUGCCUUCAAUGUCUCUCCAGCGUUCGGUGCGCCUCCCAUCCCCUCCCGCCCAGCUCCACCUGUCGGUGCCUUCAACAGCAGUCAGGACCCCUUCAGCGCACCACCACUGAUCCCCUCUCGGCCAGCCCGUAUCCCCCCCGGUGUACCCAGCCGAAGACCCCCUGGUGCUCCGUCUCACCGGCCCACCAUUAUUCGUCCUGCAGAGCCCUCCCUGCUAGACUAGACCUGCGGCCAAACCCACCCUAGCAUGCUUUUUGUUCCUGGAUGUGGGUCCGCACACUGUUGGCCUGGGACGGGGGAUCGAGGGGAGGGGUCGACUUGAAGCGAUGUGUAGAUUACGUAGCCUAGCGUCGAUAGGUUUAUUCAAGCAAUGUUAAUAAGCUGCUAACGCUGUCUAUAAACGUGCACAGGAAGCAAAAGAAAAGAUACCGUUUAUCACUGUAAUGUUGCAUUUAUCUGCCAUGUGUUACAAACUAAAACUCACCGACGUCUCUAACAAACGGUGACGUUUCAAAUGCAUUUCAGCUUUCUUUUUAAACUGGUCCUCAGACACAUGUUGCGUCGAUAAAAUCCCAUAUUAACCGGCACAGGGUGUCGCUCCUCCUCUCUCCCUCCCGUCCCUCGCUCCUUGGACCCAAAUGCUCUGUGUAUAGAAUACAUCCAUAACCUGUUGUUGAUGUUUUACUGGUUUCCCACGUCCCUAUUCAUUUCAUACUGAAAACAAUUGCUUAAUAUGAUAUUUCUGGUAUCAAUUAUAUAUAAUUUGUUCUUGCGUUGUUUUUGUUUGCCUGUCCUUCUUGGCGAGCGUCGUAAAUGGAGCUUUAAAUUACGUCCUGAUCACUCACAAAACACACAAGGACGAGGUGUAAGAGAUUCACAAUCUUUCCUCCUCCUGUCUCUUAAUCAUACUUCCGUAUCGAAAAGAUGUCAACACACGAUUGACCGUCGUGAUCCAAGCACGUCUAUCCGCUGAGCCUUACAGGAAGCCACUCAUAACAGGGAUGCUGUAGUCGAUUACCAGAACACUAUGCACACACCCCCCCCCCAGGAGAGGGAGAGAAAGGCAGACCGAAGGCUGUCUGCGCUUUCAAAGAUGUUAAAGUUUGAAUAAUAAUCCUUUUGGUCUCGGCUCAAUCCCCGCGAGGUUCGCUGCCUUGAAGUCGAAUCUAAUUCCUGGAUUAGCUGGCUCAAAAAGAGCAGAUUUCUCUUAAAGAGGAUAGGAUUUGGUGCUGCAGGGUGUCGAGAUGAUGAUCUGGGUUACAGAGUAGGAAGAUGUCGGGUUUCUCCUUAAGGACAUCUAUUAUUGCUAUAGUGAUCAGUUCUGCUUCCAUGUGUCAGAUAUAUUGUAAAUAGCUGGCCUUUGCAGAAGCGGUUUCUCUUGUCCCAUUUUUCUCACAGGGCUCAUAUGAUGAAUACAUGCUGUUAGGCGUAAUCAAGCCAGGAAAUGUAAAAAGGCAACGCGAGUCCUCACAUUAUAGAAAGGACUAACUCAGUCAUUUCUUGAUUUUUAACCUCCAUGUCAAAAAAAAUAUUUUUUUCAGCUCUUAUAUUACUUAAUAGCUGGGCAUUUGUUAUUCUUUAUUUCCUGGUUUUUGGUCGCACUUCUAAUAGCUUGAUACAGCUUCUUUCUUACCAAGUUCCUUAGCUUUUUUGUCGAGAUUUAUUUGAAUUCUGCUGCAGGGAUUAGUUUUCAAAAAUUGUUGGGAGUGUUACUGGGUCUUGACAAAAACCGCUGGGAUUAUAUGCUGAGAAAUGUCUGAUUGCUUUUUAAGGGUUUGUUCUUUUUAUAUAUAUAUAUAUAAUUUAAAUCUUUUUUUCUUUCUUGAUCUUCAGGUGUUGAGGGGGUUCAAGUUGGGGGUGAUAACAGGCCACUUAGGUUUUCUUGUUGAUCAGUUGUGGUGGUGAGUUGGUGGUGGGACUUCUGGGGUGUAAGUCCAGGUCCUAUAUAGAGAAGCUGCCUAAAACACAGAGAAGAAAAAAAAAAAAAAUACACAACCAUUAAAAGAUCCCAAAAUACUGUAUUGAGACAGAAAGUUUUGUUGUCUGAAUUUUUUUUUUUUUCUUUCUCCUGGUCUUGCUGUCAGUGACAGAGCUGGAAAACCUAAAACAAAAAACAAAAAAAAUCUGCAUCGAAUUUCAGAAUAAUUGUCAUGACUUUUUUUUUUUUUUUUUUAUAUAAACAAACCACAGUGUGUUUAAGCUCCCAACAUCCUGUCACUCCAGCUUGUCCAUGAAAAGUCUGUAAAACUGAUGUGAAGAUGUGGGAAUACUGUAUGUGCAUCACCCCUCCUUCCUCUUUCCCUCCCCUCUCUGAAUGUACAGGAAGGGGCGGGAAAACCUCCCUCAAACAUCUUUCUUUUUGUUUUGCAAACCCUUAUGAAGUGCCUCUGUAGUAAUUAAUGGAUUUUUAAUAAACAUCAUGACCUGAUUUAGAGAGGAAAGUAAAUAAAGAGGUGUGUACAAUAAAGGGACUGGUUUUUGGUG
Fundulus heteroclitus (mummichog) is the source of this 5165-nucleotide messenger RNA. It is a transcript of the gene dnm2a, whose product is annotated as dynamin 2a. The transcript has 22 exons. Bases 247 to 2904 code for a protein of 885 amino acids. Gene Ontology annotation, cellular component: cytoplasm; membrane; microtubule. Lineage: Eukaryota; Metazoa; Chordata; Actinopteri; Cyprinodontiformes; Fundulidae. Gene Ontology annotation, molecular function: microtubule binding; GTPase activity; GTP binding. The record is from RefSeq and is a predicted model, not a curated record.